Molecule: messenger RNA, 822 nt
Organism: Talaromyces stipitatus ATCC 10500
Lineage: Eukaryota; Fungi; Ascomycota; Eurotiomycetes; Eurotiales; Trichocomaceae
Product: short-chain dehydrogenase, putative
Exons: 4
Coding region: 1-822 (273 amino acids)
Molecular function (GO): oxidoreductase activity, acting on the CH-OH group of donors, NAD or NADP as acceptor
Source: RefSeq, a predicted model, not a curated record
AUGGUUGCAUACCCCGUUCCCCGUCUACAUAACAAAGUUACUGUGGUCACUGGUGCGUCUUCUGGAUUAGGCCGAGCCAUCGCGUUGGCCUUUGCCUCGCACGGCACCAAGCUGGUUGUGUGUGCAGAUCUGCAGCCAGAGCCGAGAAGAGGUAGUGACGGCGAGGUCGUUGCUACUCAUGAGGCGAUCUGUAAGACUUAUGGCGAUGGGAAGGCACGAUUCAUCAAGUGUGACGUGGGCGAAAGUGAGGAGGUCAAGGAAGUUAUACGGGUGGCAGUUGAGGACGGAGGACGGCUGGAUGUAAUAGUCAACAACGCGGGCAUCGGUCACUCCGACUCAAGCAUCCGACUUCAUGAGCUCCCUGAUCAUGAGUGGAACAGAUUCAUCCGCAUCAAUGCUACUGGCGUGUACAAUGGCAGUAAGCAUGCCCUUGUACAGAUGCUAAAGCAAAACCUCGACGCCAAGGGCUGUCGAGGACGUAUCAUCAAUGUCUCUAGCGUGAUGGGUCUGGUAGCCUCAGCAGGUGGCGCUGGUGCCUACAAUGCCUCAAAAGCCGCCUCCCUCAAUUUGACCAAGCAGAUUGCUCUCGACUACGCUCGCGAUCGUAUCACCGCCAACGCUCUCUGUCCCGGUUUGAUCAAGACAGCCAUGACCCGCGACCUAGACGAGGCAGCUGCGACAGCCUUUCUCAAGGCAACACCUUGGGGUGACUGGCUCGACGCAAGAGAUGUUGCCGGUGGCGCUGUGUUUUUGGCCAGUGAUGAUGCGGCAGUGGUGACGGGAAUUGCUCUGCCAGUAGAUGGCGGGUAUGUUGCAAUGUGA